Messenger RNA from Rotaria sordida, 294 nucleotides. The record is from the annotation of a GenBank genome assembly. Lineage: Eukaryota; Metazoa; Rotifera; Eurotatoria; Philodinida; Philodinidae.
AUGAGUUCUCUAGCCAAAGUUUUUGAUAAUAUUCCUGAUUGUGUCGGGUAUUUAAUUAUGAAUGAAGAUGGUUCGAUUGAGCAUAGCCAUGGUGAUUUACAAAAUAAUGAAAAUGCCGCAAAUUUAGUUUAUAAAAUGGUUUUAUGUGCAUCAAAAAUAAGUGUACAUCCAAAAGAACGAAUGGCAUUUAAACGAUUUACAAUUUCUGAUGAUCAAUAUGUCUAUUGUAUUUCUUGUGCCAAUCAUCGAAUUUAUGUUGCUAAACGUCGACAAGAAUCAUCGACGAUUGCUUGA